This is a messenger RNA of Aspergillus homomorphus CBS 101889, 877 nucleotides long. RefSeq names its product class I SAM-dependent methyltransferase. Bases 50 to 877 code for a protein of 275 amino acids. The record is from RefSeq and is a predicted model, not a curated record. Lineage: Eukaryota; Fungi; Ascomycota; Eurotiomycetes; Eurotiales; Aspergillaceae. The transcript is spliced from 2 exons.
CACCCAUCGACGAGCGAAAGGAAGGAGGAGUCUUGAGUCUUUGACCACCAUGGAUCCUUCCGUCUGGUACCGAAGCGACUUUGGCCCCCGAUUGACGCCUGCGUCUCAGUUUGUCUUCAAUCGGUGGAGUGGUAUCGCUGACACUGACCUUCCUGCGCACUUGCACCGUAUCCGUGAUCGAGCCUGGCCCGUGGGAAAAUACCCCUGCAUCGGCCAAUGGAUGUUUCUGCUGCCGGGACUGGCAGCCUUUCCCGAAUUCCCCUCGAUUCUGCACCUCGUGCGACAACCACAGGCCACCGUGCUCGACCUGGCCUGUGGACUCGGCCAAGACCUCCGCCUCCUGGCAGCUCACGCCGACGGCGCCCCAACGGAGCGCUGGUGGGCGAUUGACCUCGAACCCCGCCUAUGGGAAUUGGGCUACGAGCUGUUUCGCGACCGUGAUCGCAUGGCGGCGCAGUUUGUGGCCGGCGACUUUCGGACCAUGGCCGCCACCGCUGGAUCGCCCCUGGGCCCCCUUUGCGGCUGCGUGGACGUGGUCAUUGCGAAUCAGUUCAUCCACCUGUUCGACCGGGCCGAUCAGCGCGAGGUGAUCAAGCGCAUUAUCGCGCUCUCGAAACCAGGCACGAUGGUGGUGGGAUUUCAACAGGGCCGGCGACAGCCCCGCGAGGAUGCGCGACCCUGGGGCACGAUGUUCUUUCACAACCGCGACUCAUUUGUCGCGCUGUGGGAGUCGAUCCAGCGCGAAACUGCCACGGAGUGGACCAUGCACGUGCGCGAGGUGGAUUUACUACAGAAUUGGGGCUUGCAAAAGGAAGACGUGGCUUGGAUGCCCGCGGAUCAACGCGGGUUGGAGUUUGUAUUUGUACGUAGCAACUAA